AUGGCGGACGUCUCGUCUGCUCGGAGAGGCGUCAGACAGAGCAGGCGCUCGGUGCCUUUUCCUGUCUCUCCUGCCUGUCGCGCGUCUUCGCGGCUGUCGACGCCUUCCCCUUCUGUCGGCUUCCAUUCUUCUUCGAGCGUCGCGGACUGUCGCUCUUCUCAGGCAGGCAAGAUGCGUAUCUCGCCUCCGGGUGUUUGGGCUUCUCCUGUCGCUGCGUCUCCCCGUUCUUCGGUGGGAGAGACUCCCAGGUCGAAACAGAAGUCCCGAGACCUCUGGACGCCACAGGGGCGCUUCCGACCUUCUGUGGCUGGUCGAGAGGCUCCUCUGGAAUCUACGGCGAAGGGUAUUUCCGGUUCACAGGGUCGUUCUUUCCCUCGCUAUUCUCUGUCUUGCCGCUCUUCUCUCCUUUCUCCUCUCCAUGCAGUCUCCACUGUGACUAAGGAGAAGCGGAACGGCGACUCCACGCGCGUCGCACGGCCAUCUCGUCUGUGUGUCUUUCUUCUCCCCGCUCUUCUCGCUACUUUCCACCUGUGCGUCGCUGCUUCUUCUCCUUCUCCUCCUCCGUCUUCGUUUGCUUCUUCGUUUGCUUCUUCGAGGGCUGAAGAGCCUUCUGCUCCCCAAGCGUCAGGUGCUCUGCCUGCGAGUGCACUGGCGAUCCCUCGAGGGUCGCUCCUCUCAGGCGACCUGACGCAUAGCCAGCAUCUGUCGGCGUCCCAGAUUGCCCGCGCCGAGAGUUUCCUCGCAGACUACCAGCGCCAGUCUCCUGCGCAUGGAGGUUCUGAGGCGGCCAGCGCGCAGCCGCCGGCGGCAGCGGGGGCGACGGGAGAAGCUGGAAGCGAACUGGGAGGCCAGCCGGCCGAGGAUGUCGGCGCGCGCCUCGAUAAGGACAUGCGCACCCGAAUUCGGGCAGACGAGAAAGCAGGCCGAGAAGGAACUUUGACGGGACCGCAGGGAGCGCUUCUCGCCGAUGCUAUCUGCGCGAGAGUCAAAGAAGGAAAGAGCCUCCAGCAAAUUUCCCUCGGCGCAGGAACCUCGGGAGUGGUGGAGAUCGUGCCAAGGGAGAGACUGAAAAGUCACUGGUUUGGCCUGCCCCUCACCGAGAAAGAUUUGCCCGGAUUCGACAUGCCAUCGACUCUCCACCCUUCUCGCGAGUUGACGGUUCUUGUCACGCCGCACCGACCCAGUCAGUUUCCAGCAGUGUAUCUGAUUUACCAGAAGGAGGACGCAUGCGUGUGGCUGCGGGACGCUGCUGCCGCGGGUCCCACACUGCUGCGCGUCUCGAGCGAGGAACUGCAUGCGAUUCCUCGACCGGGCGCUCUCGUCCUCGUCGUUUCCUGUGAGACGCCUUGUGCGCCGCACAUCAGUCUCCAGUGGCAAACACCCGGCAGAGACGAAGUCAUCGAUCUCGAGUGCAGAAAAGAUGAGAAAUCCGACCUUGUUUGUCCUUCCGUGAGUGGCGAGGCCCUCGUGGGCGUCCCUCUCCACUACGCGUUCAAAUGCACAGACGACUGUCAAGAGGCCGUCCGGGGCGUCGUCGGAGCGAGCAUCGAAGUCGUCGUGUCUCCUGGUGCCCAUCAGCCUCUGUUACCUUCGAGCUCCGAGUCUCCGUCUUCCUCCUCUUCGUCCUCUUCUUCUCGUUUUUUCGAAGAUCGCCUGGAACUGUUGGCAGCUUGGGACUGCGUCCCCGAGACGGCUUUUUCCGAUGGAGACGACGAAGGCAGUACAGCCGCACUUACCUCUCAGGAGACGCCUGUCGCUCCUUCUUCUCCUUCUCCGUCCUCUCCUUCCUCUCCAGCUCUGCGGAGGCAAAGGAUUGAAGAGGCUGGCGACGGCGCAGAGGUCCCAACAGAGGGCGGCGAGAGGACGAGCACCACGGGAGGCGAGAAGGCGGGGAAAGACGAGCCUGGAAAAACGCGAAAUGCCUGCAAACCUCUCACGUCUGUCGCAGGAGCUGCUGGAGUCACUUACUUGGCGGCGUCUCUAGAGGGCAUUGCGAAGAAUCCGGGGCAGCACACGUUGCACAUCGUCGUUCUGUCUCCGAGUGUGGCGAGUCGCAAGUUUCGACUGACUCUGGACAUGCCGCGCAGCGUCACAGAGGUCGCUCUGGACCGGCCUUUGUAUGUUGUCUUGCCUGCAAAUUCUCUCCGGUUCUUUAAAGUUUUUCUCCCCGAAGUCGCCGUCGACCCCCAGAAGUCUUGUCUCCACAGCGCCCUCGGCUCCGUCGUCGAACAUCCGCCAGUCGAGUUCGUCGCAGAGUCUGUCGCAGGCGGCGUCCCCACACUCGCCGUCGCCAACGAGGAACUUGAACCCAGACCAGACCCCGCAAAGACAAAGAGAGAGCAGGUGUUUGCCUGGCGUAGCACCGAGCAGGAGUCGGAGGCGGGCAUCCGCUACGCCUUGAUCUAUCUCGGUUCAGAUGCUCUCCGUCGAAAGAAGCCGUUUGGAACGUUCGUGAUUGGUGUACGGACCUCGAGCUUCUCCUUGGUGUCUCUCUCUGUCUCCUCGCUGGCUGCGGCGGCGGGCAUGCGCCAGUGGGCAGAGCUCCCCGGCUUGGGUGUGGGCGUCACUCUCACGUUUAUCCCUUUCUCUCGCUACUGCAAAGACGAGUUCCUCGUCUUUCGGACUGGCAACAAUGUUGGGCGAAGGCGAAGGCAGACAGCGGGAGGAACCGACUUUGUCAGCAACGCGAUGGAGGCCAAGAGCUCGCCGUCCGCGGCAGCUGGAGAGCCUCCAAACGACCGGGAAGCGACCCGGGAGGUCCUCACUAUCGUUGUCCAGAAACAGAAAGGAGACAUGCCCAGCGAGUUCUGCGUCGUUCCAUGCGGACCGGCAGAGGGUCUCUUUCGCAUCUGUCCGAAGCUGCCUCUUGAAAAUGACGCCCCGUGCCCUUCUCCGUUUAUAAGCCGACCCGCGCCCGAGUCCAGAAUGCUCCGGCUCUCCAUUCCUGUCGACGCGCUCGAGCCUCGAAGUGCUUACGUCAUCCGCAUUCGCCUCGCGUCUUGGCAAGACAGCUCAGUCGUGAUGGGACUGUGGCGACCGACACCCGGCGACGUUCGCGUGCAGACAGUUCGAGUGAAGAACGGCGUAGCCUUCAGAGGCAUCUUGGCGAACGACAGCGCAGGUGCUCGCGCGCUCGACUUGAUCUUCAAUGUCGACUCGAAUACGCUUCCGCGUCUCUCCAAACCGGAGAGCGCGUACGCGUUCCGCUUGAGUCUGGCGGGGAGCGCUCCCGGCUUCCUGAUCUCUGUCUCGCUGCCGGGCGGCACUCAUGCGCAGGGGAAGAGUCGCUCGAUCUCCGUUCCUGUCUCUGAGGCGAAGGACAGAGUCGAGUUUUCCGAACGCUUCUCGUCGGCCGCUGUAUUCGGAGACAGUCAGGGCGUCGGCGACUGGACAAUUCGCAUUCGCAGCGUGGCAGCCGUCCCCGUCUCCAUCGACGUCACUGUCUCCUUCGGCCCCGCCGGCGAGGAGACAGAACGCGCGCUUCUCACCAAACCUGUCCCAGGAGCUGUCCUCGAAGCGACGACCCACCUUAUGGACGGCGCCGUGUUCGUCGGACAUGUCCAGCCGAAUCGCAACGACAAAAGUGGAAAGCGAUUCUUCUCCUUCCCCCUCGACUACAAACUCACUGCAGCGCAUGCAGUUGAUGCUCGGCCGCACUUCCGUUGCAUUGUCUCCUCCUUCGACAAAAAGGCCCGGCGCGUCCGCUUGCUUGCAAAUGUUUUGACGAAGGAAAAUGAGGGAGCGUAUCGGCUCCCAGACUCGAGCAUUCCAGGCACCGUUCUAUGGCCCCAACAGCGCGGAGGCAAAUUCCCUGACACGCAAGUGAUCGAUGUCCCCCUCGACAACCCACAGUCCCUGUCUCUCGGAACUGGUUCGGCCUAUGUAGUGGUCGUCGAACCCAGUCCUUCGUCGCUUCUCUCCACCUCGUCUUCCUCCCCUUCUUCAUCUUCUACCUCUUCUUCUACUUCUACCUCUACGUCUUCCCCUUCUUCGUCGUCUGCUUCGUCUGCCGCCUCUUCUUCCUCUUCUGCCCUGGCGUCUGCGUCAGGCUCCAGGGCCUCUCGAGAGACAGGCAAUCUGAAGAAGGGUGAAGGCAGGCGUUCAAGCGGCGUGGACGGCAUUCCAUUUUCAAUUGUCUGCAGUGCAAAUGGCGCGUUGUUUCCUCUUCCUCUGGACUUCCCGGUUCGUCGCUCCAUCGCCGCAGACGCGUCUCACUUUUACUCGUUCUCGACGCCGGUCUACAACAAGGACAUCGUCAUUUCGCUAGCCAGUGGGGCAGUGGGAGACGCAGAUCUGUUUGUGUCUCCACUUCGGACCGUUUCCUCGGCUUCGCGCGGGUACACUUGGUCUUCUACAGAGAUCGGAACGGACUGGGUGUUGCUGGCCUCUGAGUCGAAGGAUUUCCGGUCGGUCUGCAACGCCUCGGUCAUCUCCAGUACCGGUUUCUGCACCUUCUUUAUUCUCGUCGAGGCCCAGGAAGAUGCGCAGUACACGCUGGAAGUCCGGCAAGAAAAUGGCGGAGUCGACGCUCUAGUCCCUGGUCGCCCCGUGCACGACAUCGUUCGAAAAGGCCAUACGAAAAUGUACUCCUAUGUCGACGUGACGCCCGAUGAAGACCUCAAGAUCACAGUUUCGAGUGACCGAGAUGUCUCCCUGUACGCGUCCCUGGGCAGCGGGACUCUGGUGACGGACUUGACGCCUCUCCACUUGGGGAGUGCGCAGUGGUGGAGUGACGGGGUGGCUCGACGUUCGAUCGACAUAAAAGGCGCGGAUCUUCGGCGACGCCAGGCGGUGCUCGGGUGCAUUUUUCCAAACAGCAAGGACGCCGCGCCUUGGUCCUCGCGGUCUGUCGAGAAGCAGUGCGUCCUUCGCGUCGACGUCUCAGCUCAUCAGGAUCAGCGCUUUUCGCUGGAACUCCUGACGGCGCCCACGAACUCGGUGGUCACGAACCUCAUUGUAGACGCUACGCCGAAUAUCGGCUUCCUCUGGGAGAACAGCGACGUCAAGUACGAACUCUGGGUCGAGGACUUCAUUCUCGAGCGGGACCUCGACGCCGCCCUCCACCUGAAAGUCGCUUCCUUCGACUGCAAGGCGACACUCACCGUCAAGUGGCCUGAUGGAUUCCGACGAGACUUCCCCUGGCCUCAAAGUCGGCAACUCGUCAUCGGCAGAGAGAUACACCCCUGGACUGAAGGUCCGUUCUUCUUCAUGCUUCACGACCCGAGCAUUCGGCAGGGGAACUGCAUGUACGUCUUUAACGCCCACAUCUCUACGACGCUUCACGAGACGCACGAGGUGACGCCGCUCGACUUCAAUGUGCCGCUGCGAGCCGCCGUGACUAGCCAUCGACCAAGUUUCUUCGUCUGGAGUGCGCCUUUCUCUGGGAAAGCCGACGACGAGUUUUUUCUCCUCAAAGUCACGCCCUUCGUCCACAUGGUCGACGUCUUUGUUCAGCCUCUUCACAGAAAUCUGGGAUUCCCCAAACGGCCUGAACCUGGCGAGGAGCUCCCCCCGACAGUCAAGCAACUCGUCCAGGAAUCGCCGGAGUCCCCCACUCUCUUCAUGCGGAUCGGAAGUGUGUGGCGAGACGCCGAUGACGCUGACUGGGUGCCGGCGUGCGAACCGAACGACCUCGCCACGAGCCGUUUGGAGGACGACCAGCUGGGGACAGACACGGAAGAUGUUUUUCAUCCCCUUGACUCUUGCCAGAUUCUCAUCAGUGUCUACGAUCACCACCGGCCCACAGAUCUCUCUGAGUCUCGCGAAAUUGACUUUAGCAUCCAAGUGACGUCUCGUUCAGCGGAUGCUUUCGACGUUUACUCCUUCGGAGAAACGCGGCAGUUUGUCCCCGAAGAGUUUCUGGGCGAAAACCAAUCCAAGGCGCUUCUGCUCUACCAAGAUAAUCCGAGUGCAGAUGUGCACCUCCAUGUUCGGUGCGAAGACCCAUUCUUGAUCUCCAAGAUGACUGCUGCGCUGUUCCAUAACCUAACGCGUCUGCACGAGGAGCUCGAGCACCCAAACGGCUGUCGCAGUGAUGACGGGGGGAAGUUUUGCUGGGUUAGCGAACCUACGAAAGACUGGCAAAGUGGGUCGACCGCGGACAUUGUCAUCAAAGCCGAGGAGAAAGUUUUGGAGAGCAAGAACUUUCUCUACGUGGUUCUGUAUCUCAACGAAACCUAUUCUUCGACUUUCCAACCUGUUGUCGAGUUCUCGGCCACACAGGAGGGGAUGUAUGUGCCGCUGAAGAACAACAUCGACUCUGGAAUAUACUCCGUUGCAGCCGAUAAACCGGCGUUCUUCUCCUUCGAGGUCGCGGAGCCGAGUGGGCAGGUGAUUUUUAUUUUGGAUCCGGACCGCGAGGCGCCGAAGCAGGAUGGUGACCUGCGCACUUCCUACAGAGACCGAAUUCAGAAGCCCCUGGAGGCGACGUCGAUGUUUGUGAAGACCUGCAACACGGAAACAUUUGUGCGAACGAUGUGGAGUCCUUCGCUUCGUCCCUCCAAUCUUCUGCAUUCGGAGCAUGGCUACGUAAACGAACGCGACCAACUGGUGGCCAUCGUCGACAACAACUGGCAACUGUUUGAUGCGCGUCUUUGCUACUAUCGAAUCGGAAUUUAUACCCAGUCGUCGGAGCCGUUCUACUUCCGUAUGACCGCCACAGUCAUUCACCAGUCCUUGCCUAUGGCCGUCCCGAUCGGCUCUGCAAUCUUGGGCCAUGUCUCGAAAAUACCUCAUGCCAACCGACGCACACCCCUUGUUCAGACCAUGGCUGUUGCUGACAAAUUCACUUUCCGGCUCUGGAAACCCCCUGCCUUCAAUGGGAAGCUCGUCACGAUGUUCGAGGUGUGCAGCGGUACAGCGGCUCUUAGGUGGAAUGACCGGCUGAGCAAACUCGUGUCAGGCAGCGUGGUGCCGGGGAUUUUUCUGGGGUCCAUGAAGCGCGUUUCGAGACGCACGGAUAGCUCCACUCUCCAGCAGCAAGGCCGCAUGUAUCGGGUUGUUGAGGCUCAAAAUGCGAAUUUCCUAGGCGCAUCAUGCGAGUUUCCGGAAGACACAGCCAGCGAAAGCUACAUCCGCCAGAACAAUGCGACCUUCAGCAUUAUGAUGACGAGACUGGAAAGAACGGCUUGCUUCAGUGCAGAAUCCGAUGAUGUGGACGCAGAAAUUGCGCCGGCGCCUUGGUACGAGCAACUUCGCCAUCCCUUCAGCGGACGCAAAUGGAGUCUAAAUGUUCGGUGGAAGCCCCUGAUGACCUUCCCGGCCGUCAAAGCCCUAUCGCAGGACGGGCACUGGACCUGCUCGAAGACGUCUCUUCGAGAGUGGGGGAACCAACUUCCGGAGGAACAAGUGCAGUACGAGGUGUUUGUUGCGCUUGCCAGCGCAACUCGGGCGAACUGGUUGGCCAGCUGCGGUCUCUACAUGGACGCCGAAUACUACAAAACGACGUCAAAGUACCUUAUCGACGCAGGACAGACAAGCUUCAGGCUACCCCUGCAAUACCAAGGAUCCCAGGUCUACAAGGUGGCAGUGCUUGCGAAGCACAUCCCUCAAGCCUUCGAUCAGGGAACGCAGCCUUUCACGUAUCGCUUCGUGGAAGUCGAGCUGGCGCACACAGAGGAGUUGCUCGGUCUAGGAACGACUUAUCUGCUGGUUGUAGUUGUCUUUUGUUUGCUGUUCGCCUGUCGCCGCCGUAUGUUCGCAUGCGCCACGAGCAUGUGGAAAACGCUGCUGUGUGUGACGUCAUCGGAGUUCAGCCAGCCAAGGCAGGACCGUGCUACAGGUCCUCACAACAUAGAAAUGUUCUCGGUUUCUCAAGGGUACAUGCCUCCCCCCGCCACGCUGGGGUGCCGAACGGUGAAAGAUGACUACGAAGAUGAAGGUUUUACCGAAGAUCUAGAGACACGGACGAACGACGAUUAUACUUUGUCACCUUUACCCCAGUCGGUGGAACCGUGGUCAGGAAGGAAAGGACACGAGGUUGUGUCUUUCUAA
Molecule: messenger RNA, 7992 nt
Organism: Toxoplasma gondii ME49
Lineage: Eukaryota; Apicomplexa; Conoidasida; Eucoccidiorida; Sarcocystidae
Exons: 25
Coding region: 1-7992 (2663 amino acids)
Source: RefSeq, a predicted model, not a curated record